AUGUCCGUUGCUUUCUUCUUCGAAGCGAAUUACGGCCUUGUCAAGUCAACCGAGGAUAAAGAAUCGCGAGGAAUACGUGAUGUGCAUAAAAAUGGAGUAGAUGUGGAUCGUCGAACUGUUUACAACAUGUUGGAGUCGAAAUUCCAAGAUUUCGGUUUGCCAGGAAGUACAUGCCUACUUCGUUUUAUCUGCGAGACAGCGCAGUGGAACAUUUUGGGACAUAAUGGACUGAUCGGUGAUCUUCUGAAGAUUUUAUUGACGCCAUCCUCAUCGGCUGACGAGGGCUUACCAGUGGAGUACACGCUGGCUGAGAGGCAAGCGGAUGAUUGUGGCACAACUUACUCCCUCUGUCCCGUUGGAAUUUAUGAGUACAUAACUUCAACUGAGGAGUGA
Molecule: messenger RNA, 393 nt
Organism: Diachasma alloeum
Lineage: Eukaryota; Metazoa; Arthropoda; Insecta; Hymenoptera; Braconidae
Exons: 3
Coding region: 1-393 (130 amino acids)
Source: RefSeq, a predicted model, not a curated record